AUGAAGGGUCUCUUCCUCCUUCUGCUGCUCUCGCCGAUCCAGGUGAUAGCUUUCGAUUUGCCUUUGUGGUGGCGCAACGGAAAUAACGAAUCAAGCGUUGCCGAGGAUGGGGUGGAGCGGUCUGACGAGAUUUCUGGCCGCGUCAUUGGAGGAACGGACACUACCCUGACGCAGUAUCCGUUUUUCGCCACCGUCCUUUACACUAGCACGUUGUGUGGGGGCUCGUUGAUCACCACCCAGUGGGUCCUGACGGCGGCCGAAUGCAUCGGGCGCACUGCGACCAAUCACCAGGUAGUGCUGGGCAACGUGCUGGGCUCGACACCGUACUCGACGGGCUCUGUCGUGGCCAACGCCAUCAGCACCAUCAUCCACGAGCUGUGGGUCGCGGCCACCUCCCAAAACAACAUGGCGCUCAUCCAAAUCCCCCCCGUCACCCUGACACCCAACAUUCAGGUGGUGACCCUGGCGUCCGCCAUCGACGCCGGCAACAACUUCGCAGGCACGCUGGCCACGAUCAUGGGAUUCGGCAGAAUCAGCAACGGAGGUGCGCAGACGUCGGCGACGAUGAAGUUUGCGGCGAUGCUUGUCAACGACGGAGCGCAAUGCACAACCGACUUCGGCGUUGGAUUUUACACGAGCUCUAACCUGUGCGCGAAAGACCCCGCCGCGGCGACAGGGCCCUGUGGAGCAAACGACAUCGGAGAUCCUCUGGUUUACGUCAGCGGCGGCGUGACUGUGCAAAUCGGCAUCACGAUACGUAUCAACGGCAACCCUUGUUUGUCCAAAUCUGCGCUUUUCACACGGAUCGCAUCCUUUGAGACGUGGAUUAUUGGAAAAAUACCAGCUCUGCUAACUACAACGACAGUACCAACGACCACAACGGCAGCAUCAACUACAACUUCGGCGGCCACAACUAGCACGACGGCAGCAUCAACUACCACAUCGGCACCAACAACUAGCACGACGGCACCAACAACUAGCACGACGGCAGCAACAACUAGCACUUCGGCAGCAUCAACUACAACAACAGCACCAACAACUAGCACGACGGAAGCAUCCACUACCACUUCGGCAGCAUCAACUACAACAACAGCACCAACAACUAGCACGACUGAAGCAUCAACUACCACUUCGGCAGCAUCAACUACAACAACAGCACCAACAACUAGCACGACGGAAGCAUCAACUACCACUUCGGCAGCAUCAACUACAACAACAGCACCAACGACUAGCACGACGGAAGCAUCAACUACCACUUCGGCAGCAUCAACUACAACAACGGCACCAACAACUAGCACGACGGAAGCAUCAACUACCACUUCGGCAGCAUCAACUACAACAACAGCACCAACAACUAGCACGACGGAAGCUUCCACUACCACUUCGGCAGCAUCAACUACAACAACAGCACCAACGACUAGCACGACGGAAGCAUCCACUACCACUUCGACAGCAUCAACUACAACGACAGCACCAACGACUAGCACGACGGAAGCAUCAACUACCACUUCGGCAGCAUCAACUACAACAACAGCACCAACGACUAGCACGACGGAAGCAUCCACUACCACUUCGGCAGCAUCAACUACCACAACUGCACCAACAACUAGCACGACGGAAGCAUCAACUACCACUUCGGCAGCAUCAACUACAACAACAGCACCAACAACUAGCACGACGGAAGCAUCCACUACCACUUCGGCAGCAUCAACUACAUUAACAGCACCAACGGCUAGCACGACGGAAGCAUCAACUACCACUUCGGCAGCAUCAACUACAACUUCGGCAGAAUCAACUAGCACAACAGAAGCAUCAACAACCACUUCGGCGGCAUCAACUACAACAACAGCACCAACAACUAGCACGACGGAAGCAUCAACUACCACUUCGGCAGCAUCAACUACCACAACUGCACCAACAACUAGCACGACGGCAGCAUCAACUACCACUUCGGCAGCUACAACUAGCACGACGGCACCAACAACUACCACGACGGCAGCAACAACUAGCACGACGGCAGCAUCAACUACCACAUCGGCAGCUACAACUAGCACGACGGCACCAACAACUACCACGACGGCAGCAACAACUAGCACGACGGCAGCAUCAACUACAACAACAGCACCAACAACUAGCACGACGGAAGCAUCAACUACCACUUCGGCAGCAUCAACUACCACAACUGCACCAACAACUAGCACGACGGCAGCAUCAACUACCACUUCGGCAGCAUCAACUACAACAACAGCACCAACAACUAGCACGACGGAAGCAUCAACUACCACUUCGGCAGCAUCUACUACAACAACAGCACCAACAACUAGCACGACGGAAGCAUCAACUACCACUUCGGCAGCAUCAACUACAACAACAGCACCAACAACUAGCACGACAGAAGCAUCAACUACCACGUCGGCAGCAUCAACUACAACAACGGCACCAACAACUAGCACGACGGAAGCAUCAACUACCACUUCGGCAGCAUCAACUACAACAACAGCACCAACAACUAGCACGACGGAAGCAUCAACUACCACUUCGGCAUCAUCAACUACAACAACGGCACCAACAACUAGCUCGACGGCAGCAACAACUAGCACGACGGAAGCAUCAACUACCACUUCGGCAGCAUCAACUACCACAACUGCACCAACAACUAGCACGACGGCAGCAACAACUACCAAUUCGGCGGCAUCAACUACCACUUCGGCAGCAUCAACUACAACAACAGCACCAACAACUAGCACGACAGAAGCAUCAACUACCACGUCGGCAGCAUCAACUACAACAACAGCACCAACAACUAGCACGACGGAAGCAUCAACUACCACUUCGGCAGCAUCAACUACAACAACAGCAUCAACUACAACAACAGCACCAACAACUAGCACGACGGAAGCAUACACUACCACUUCAGCAGCAUCAACUACAACAACAGCACCAACAACUAGCACGACGGAAGCAUCAACUACCACUUCGGCAGCAUCAACUACAACAACAGCACCAACAACUGGCUCGACGGAAGCAUCAACUACCACUUCGGCAGCAUCAACUACAACAACGGCACCAACAACUACAACAACAGCACCAACAACUACAACAACAGCACCAACAACUAGCACGACGGAAGCAUACACUACCACUUCGGCAGCAUCAACUACAACAACAGCACCAACAACUAGCACGACGGAAGCAUCAACUACCACUUCGGCAGCAUCAACUACCACAACUGCACCAACAACUAGCACGACGGAAGCAUCAACUACCACGUCGGCAGCAUCAACUACAACAACAGCACCAACAACUAGCACGACGGAAGCAUCAACUACCACUUCGGCAGCAUCAACUACAACAACAGCACCAGCAACUAGCACGACGGAAGCAUCAACUACCACUUCGGCAGCAUCAACUACAACAACGGCACCAACAACUAGCACGACGGCAGCAACAACUAGCACGACGGAAGCAUCAACUACCACUUCGGCAGCACAAUCUACCACAACUUCGGUGGCAUCAACUACCACAACGGCACCAUCAACGACUAAAACGGCAGCAACAACCAGCACAACGGAAGUGCUAACUUCCACUUCGGCAGCAUCAACUUCCACUUCGGCAGCACAAACUAGCACAACUACCACAAUGGCAGCAUCAAUGACCACUACUCCAACUGAAGCUACUACACCAACACCUGCUAAGUCUACUCCUACUGCAGCGUCUAGUACUCCUUCCACAGCAUCCAGCACUCCAACUGUAGCAACUACACUAACAACUGCUACGCCAUUUUCUGCUUCGUUAGCAUCGACUACUCCAGUUUUAACAACACCUGCCUCAUCCACUUCUUCUGUAACGGCAUCAGCCCUGACAACAUCAGCUCUUACUAUUACAGUUCCUGUGACGCUAGCAUCGACUACUCCAGCCAUAACAUCACCGGCCCCAACCACUGCAAUCUCGACUACUUCAGCUAUAACAUCAUCAGCUCCGACAACACCUGCCUCUACUGCACUAGUUCCUACGACGCCAGUAUCGACCACAGCACCAGUACCUACCACUUCAGUUUUAACAACACCAGCUGCUACUACGCUAGUUCCUACGACGCCAGUAUCGACUAUGCCUGAUUUAACAACACCAGCCUCUACCUCGACAGUUUCAUCAUUGCCAACCUCAACAACGUCAUCAACAGAAACCCAGUCGCCAGCUUCUACAACAUUGGCCACUGAUAUUCUAUCAACUACAUCGUUAACUCAAUCUACAAAAACAUUAUUGGUUACAACCGCAAAAGUUACCACUACGCCAAGUAAAACAACGGCAGUAGCUGUAACUUUGACUCCUAACGAGGCUAGAAAAUGCCCAACUAGGCGUUACGUGGUGAUCUCUAAGUGCUGCGCCAAGCGUGCGACCGCUUUGGUUCCCUUCAACGUUUUUGAGAAAUCCUGCCAAGUGACGCAAGGUGCGUUGAACUCUUUCAACAUCUUCACGCUGAACAAGCAGCAGCAUAUAUACAACUCGCCGCCGAACUCGAUACAGUUUCAAAGCCAAAAGGUCAAAAAGGCCUUUGGAAGGAAUGCCUGCUUUGUCAAUUGUUAUUUGAUUGCAAAGGGAGUGAUGUCUCCAAGCUAUGUUAUUGACAUAGUCAAGCUGACCGAUUUCCUGACUGCCUCGCAAACCGACGCGACGUGGAGUUCAACAAUCGCAUCAGCGAUUUCCACCUGCAUACCAAGAGUUGAAAAAUUAAAUCUGCCCAACUUCAUCACGGCGAAAUCGUCGUGCCCUGGAAAAGCGUUCGUCACCGUGCAAUGCGUCCUCCUCGAGUUAAUCAACAGUUGUCCAAGCAGAGUGGCGAGCAAAUACUGCCAAAAACGUUACAGCUUGUUCAACACUUGCUACGGCAACGUUUUGGCUGGACCAAAUUUAAAACAGGGUAAGAAAAAGCAGAGGAAGGUUGUAAAGGUAAAGGAGGGGAAGAAAGAAAAGAAGACUAAUGGGCCUGUGAAGGAGAAUAAGAAAAGCAAAGACAGUAAAGAGGUGGCAAAUAAAACUAAAAAGAAGAAGCAAAAGGGAGGAAAGAGGAAAGUUAAAAUAAACAAAAUUGAAAAGGAGGGAAAAGUGAAGAAAGUAAAGAAGGAAAAGGGCGAGUUAGGAAAGGAGAAGCAAAAGAAGGGGACGAAAGAGAACAAGAAGAAUAAAGAUAAGCAUGCAAAAGACGGGGUAAAUAAAACUAAAAAGCGGAGGAAACCAAAGGGAGGGGAGACAAGUGGAAAAGUUGUUCAAAAAGAGCAAAACGUCACGGUGGACGUGACGAUGGGGAAAAAAGUAAUACCGAAAGAAGGGUUGUCGAGCAACGCUCCAAAAAAUGUUAAAAAGGUGAAGGAAUUAAAGAAGAAAAAUGAAGUUGUUGGAAAGGAGAAGCAAAAGAAAGGCCAGAAACUGGUAAAAAAGGUGGGGAAAAGAGUCAGGAAGAAGGGACAAGAGGAGAAGAAGGAAUCAGGUUCGAAAACUGUAGAGAAAGUAGAGCGAAAAGACGAAAAGGCAAAAGGAAAGAUUGUCAACAGAAAAAAUACAGGAAAGGGUGGAAUUGUCAAGGAAGGUAAAGAAACAAUUCUGAAAAAAGAGGGGAAGGUGAAAAAGGAUGCAGAAACAAAAAUAAAAAAGGAGCAAAAUGAUAAAGUUGAAAGGAAGAAAAAGAUGCGAAAAGCUGGGGGAAAAAACCCAAAGCAAGAAAGAGAAGCAAAUGGUUUUACCAAAAAUAAAGGAAAGAUGAAGAUGGUAAAGGGAAGCAAGAAGGAAAAAACCACGUCAGCUUCUGGAAAAUCAGAUCCUGCAAAUGUUCAACGCGCUUGAGAAAACCGACCGUGCUAAUUUUUCUGACAUGCAUAUUUUAAUAAAAAUUGUAUUUAAACAAAGAGUUUUCAACAGUUUGAU
Messenger RNA from Neocloeon triangulifer, 5919 nucleotides. RefSeq names its product mucin-2-like. Lineage: Eukaryota; Metazoa; Arthropoda; Insecta; Ephemeroptera; Baetidae. The transcript is spliced from 15 exons. The coding region runs from base 1 to 5838 and encodes 1945 amino acids. Gene Ontology annotation, molecular function: serine-type endopeptidase activity. The record is from RefSeq and is a predicted model, not a curated record. Gene Ontology annotation, biological process: proteolysis.